Molecule: messenger RNA, 2203 nt
Organism: Lagopus muta (rock ptarmigan)
Lineage: Eukaryota; Metazoa; Chordata; Aves; Galliformes; Phasianidae
Gene: HPSE
Product: heparanase
Exons: 12
Coding region: 184-1755 (523 amino acids)
Cellular component (GO): extracellular matrix; membrane
Molecular function (GO): hydrolase activity, acting on glycosyl bonds
Source: RefSeq, a predicted model, not a curated record
GUGUUUACAAACGGCAGCGCUGAUGCGAUCUGGUUGGUCUCGUUCUGGCGGAGGGUGAUUUCAUAUCAGGAAAACUGGGAGCGGGUGGCUGCGGGGCGGUGCUGGGGCUGCCCGCCCUCCAGGGGUGGUGCUGGGGCGGCGGAGCGGCCCGGAGGAGGAGGAAGAUGAGAAGAAGAAAGAAGGAUGCUGCUGCUGCUGCUGCUGCUGCUGCUGGCUGUGCCGCCGAGGCAGACGGCAGAGCUGCAGCUGAGGCUGCGGGAACCCAUCGGGGCGGUAAGCCCAGCCUUCCUCUCUCUUACACUGGACGCCAGCUUGGCCCGUGACCCGCGCUUUGUUGCCCUGCUCAGACACCCCAAGCUGCACACUCUGGCCAGUGGGCUCUCCCCAGGCUUCCUGAGGUUUGGAGGCACUAGUACAGAUUUCCUGAUCUUCAAUCCCAAACAAGAUUCAACUUGGGAAGAGAAAGUCCUAUCAGAACUUCAGGCCGAGAGUGAUGUGUGCAGAUCAUGGCCCAGCUCUGCUAUGGUUCCAGAGCUGUUGCUCACUCAGUGGCCCCUCCAGGAGAAACUGCUCCUUGCUGAACAUUCCUGGAAAAAGCACAAAAACACCACCAUUACAAGAAACACACUGGACAUCCUCCACACAUUUGCCAGCUGCUCAGGCUUCCGCCUGGUGUUUGGACUGAAUGCACUGCUGCGCAGGGCCGGCCUGCAGUGGGACAGCUCCAACGCCAAGCAGCUGCUGGGCUACUGCGCACAGCGCAGCUACAACAUCUCCUGGGAGCUGGGCAAUGAGCCCAACAGCUUCAGGAAGAAGUCGGGCAUCUACAUCGAUGGCUUCCAGUUGGGACGCGAUUUCAUCCACCUGCGGCAGCUCCUGAGCCAGCACCCCCUGUACCGACACGCUGAGCUGUAUGGCCCCGACGUGGGGCAGCCCCGCAAGCACACCCAGCACCUGCUCAGAAGCUUCCUGAAAUCCGGAGGGAAGGCGAUUGACUCUGUCACCUGGCACCACUACUAUGUGAAUGGCCAAAGUGCAACAAGGGAGGAUUUCCUGAGCCCUGAUGUGCUGGAUUCCUUUGCCACAGCCGUACGCGAUGUCCUGGAGAUUGUGGAAGCAACAGUUCCCGGUAAGAAGGUAUGGUUGGGUGAGACCAGCUCAGCAUAUGGCGGGGGAGCCCCCCAGCUAUCCAACACAUAUGUGGCCGGCUUCAUGUGGCUGGACAAGCUGGGGCUGGCAGCUCAACGUGGCAUUGACGUGGUGAUGAGGCAGGUCUUCUUUGGUGCUGGCAGCUAUCAUCUGGUGGACGGCAGCUUCAAGCCCUUGCCGGACUAUUGGCUGUCACUGCUAUAUAAGAAACUGGUGGGCACCCGGGUACUGGAGGCCAGCGUGGAGCAAGCGGACGCACGGCGCCUGCGGGUCUACCUGCACUGCACCAACCCCCAGCACCCCAAAUACCGAGAAGGGGAUGUAACACUGUUUGCCUUGAACCUCUAUAACGUGACCCAGCGCUUGCAACUGCCUAAGCAGUUGUGGAGUAAGAGCGUGGAUCAGUACCUGCUGCUGCCUCACGGCAAGGACAGCAUCCUGUCCAGAGAGGUGCAGCUGAAUGGCCGCCUACUGCGGAUGGUGGACGAUGAGACACUCCCCGCACUGCACGAGAUGGCCCUUGCCCCUGGCAGUGUGCUUGGCCUGCCAGCCUUCUCUUACGGUUUCUACGUGAUCAGGAACGCUAAGGCUAUUGCUUGCAUUUGAGCACGCAGAGUAACAGGGCUCACCAUGCGGUGCCACUUGUUUUUGCCAGGUAGGGAGAUUGUGGUCACAGGCUGGAGAAAGCCAGGUCACCAGAAAGGCUUCGGCAUCCUAAGAGCAAUACUUGUGGGGUUUGCAUUCCUCCUUCUGGGGAAGCAGCCCAUUUGGGACAAAAUUGCCUCACAGCAGCUUUUUUUCACCUGUAUAAGGUGAGUUCCCACCAGUGCAGCUGGUUCUCUUGGAAGUAUGCAACUCGCACCACCAGCAGCGCCUUACAGUGUUCAGAACACAGCAGGGAGAAAACUAACAUGCAUCAUACUUCCCUUCUUUGAGCUUUAAAAUGAUGCUACCGGCUUAGUGUGGUUUCAAGGCAAAGGAGUGGCUUGUAGUUCGCAUGAAGGCUUUACAGCAACAAGCAAGUUGAUGUUCUUUGGAACUGUGAUCAAAAAGG